AUGUUUGAAAAUUUACUCUUUGAUCUACUCACGAAUUCCAGAAGAAUGUCCGACGAUCGCAGCCUCUCGUCGAGCGCGAAGCCUCGAAUGGAACGCGGGAAGAGCGUCGGCGUCGGCGUCGGCGCCGCUGGUACAAGCGCCGCGAACCUUCGCGCCGGGGCGACGCUGAUGAAAAGCGUCUCGAUCUUCUUGAUGAGCGGUCGCAAAGCUUCCGUGAAUUCGAAGAGGCAAACUUCCGGUAGCCCGAAGCACGAGCUUCGAAAGAGGCACCGUAGAAGAAUGCCGGAAGUUGGGGCUACCAGGAAUUCCGCGCACACGGUCAAAUUAAUUGAAUCGUUGAAGAGGAAGACCAGAUUCUCGUGGUCUGAAUUGGAUAAUUUAUGCAAGCUGUACAAGAAGCUAACUAAUUCUAGUCAGCAACAAGUAGGGCAAUCGGUUAUCACUUCUAGAAGAUCUCAACCGAAUCAAGUUAUAGAGGGUAUCGACAGAAACAUUUUUCGAGACCUUCUACACAAUACUUUCAAAGUGAUCACAGAGGAUACAUUGGUGGAGCGUAUAUUUUGCUGCUGGGAUCGAGAGAACGAAGGAAUCAUCAGAUUAGAACCAUGGAUCAUGGGUUUGGAUCUGUAUCUCCGUGGCAGUCUACGCGAGAAGAUUGAAUUUUGUUUCAAAGUCUACGAUCUCAAUAACGAUGGGUUCAUCACCAAAGACGAGAUAUUUCAAUUGUUCAAAAACUGUUUAAUGAAGCAACCAGGAGAGGAAGAUCCUGAUGAAGCUGUCAGAGAUUUAUCCGAAAUGGCUUUAAAGAAACUGGACGUCGAUCGGGACGGGAAAAUCUCUUUUCAGGAUUAUAAAGUGGCUGUGACGGAAGAACCUUUGCUUCUCGAAGCUUUCGGACAGUGUUUAAUGACAGACGAGAAUCGUGCUUCUGUUUUAGCCACGUUAUAAUCAUGAAUUUAUCUUGAGGAUCUCUAAAAUACAUUCUAAAAUAAUUAAACAACUAAUUAGCGAUAGCCGAUGGAUUCGUAAUCAUGGCACCUGCCGUUUAUUAAAAACAAAUUCGAUAGUAAUCGUAAUUACAAACAGUAAUAAUAUUAAUAAUAAUAAUAAUCAUAUAAUAAUAAUAUAAUAAUAGCAUAAUUACAAAAUACGCUCGAAAUCUGGCUUUCUUACAGCGUGUUUGCUGGAUCAGUCUUAACCCUCGGAUUACCAAGCAUCGAAAUCACUUUAUCUAUCUCUCUUAUUUCCUUUGUCUUUCAUUGCGAAAUCUGUCUCGUUCGAGAGAAAAGAAAAAAUAUCGAUCGAACACGAUUGAUCUUCGAGCGAUAACCCGAAGGCUAAUUAAACUAAUGAAACCGUUUUAGAGGUAUGUUACACAGUGAUGCAAAGGGGUUUAUUUAUUCAUCAUCGUCUCUUUCCCGUGUUAUCUGAAAAAAUUGACAUCUUUCUGCACGCGCAACAAAAUAUCAUCGGUUCACUUCGUCGCGGUACUUUCGGUUAUCUAGGACCCAUGCCGCGACCUCAAGGUUCCUUUUCACGGAUACGCUUGUGUACCUUUGUGUGUAUUGUGUCUGUGUGUAUAUAUAUAUAUUUCUUUUCAUUUAUUUAAUUUAAUCUUUCAUUUAUAUAUAUAUAUUCUGUUAUAAUUAAUAUACACGCAACGAGCUUGUAUUCGCAGAUAGCAUCGCGAAUCAAUCGCAUCUUCUUUGUACGAUACGAUCACCGGAAAUAGAGGUGCUGGGAAGUAUGGGUAGAUUGUACCAAGGUAAUUCCACUGGAUUUUUGUCAAAUAAUCCUGUUUUCUUAUACGAUGCACACUUGCCGUUUUCUAUGGGAACGUUCGAUACUGAACUUCGUUUUGUACAUUUACACUUUGUGCUCGGGAUUUCUUCUGUUAUACUUAAGACAGUGUCUUUCGGCGCAGAUAUGGAUAGAAAAAAAAAGAAUUUACGCGGAAAAGUAACGUGGAGAUAAGAGAGUACAUUGGCAUUUGCAUUCAUUUAGCGCUGCAUUUCCCUAAAGAUGCACCCACCCUAUCGUUAACUCGCCCCUCGCCAAUAUACUCGCAAUUUCAAGUACCUAUAUCUUUGCGUACCGUAGAAAAACACUGACUUAAGGUGUCGGUUAAUUGGUACACGAAAAAACCAAGCGGUUUAUUCGACAAAAAUUCAAGCCACAUUUCAGAUACAUAUAUAUAAUAUUACAGCUUUACAGAGGUCGUAAAUUGAUUCUCGAUGGAAGCUGCGAACACUGGUGUACAUACGAUAAGACGCGCU
Osmia lignaria (orchard mason bee) is the source of this 2276-nucleotide messenger RNA. RefSeq names its product calaxin-like. Lineage: Eukaryota; Metazoa; Arthropoda; Insecta; Hymenoptera; Megachilidae. Gene Ontology annotation, molecular function: calcium ion binding. The record is from RefSeq and is a predicted model, not a curated record.